Cyclopterus lumpus (lumpfish) is the source of this 2849-nucleotide messenger RNA. It is a transcript of the gene wdr36, whose product is annotated as WD repeat domain 36. The record is from RefSeq and is a predicted model, not a curated record. Lineage: Eukaryota; Metazoa; Chordata; Actinopteri; Perciformes; Cyclopteridae. The coding region runs from base 122 to 2794 and encodes 890 amino acids. Gene Ontology annotation, biological process: rRNA processing. Gene Ontology annotation, cellular component: Pwp2p-containing subcomplex of 90S preribosome; small-subunit processome. The transcript is spliced from 22 exons. Gene Ontology annotation, molecular function: protein binding.
AGUCGGAUUCAGUUCCUCGGCGCUCCUCCAUGUGUUUUCUCUCUCGCUCCGUCUUCUCGGUCUGUCGGUUUGUUGGUUAGUCUCCGUGUUUAUUCGGUGAACUCCUCCGCUGUUACCGGACAUGCCGGGCGGCAGCUCUUUGUUCUCCGGCUUCCGGGUUCUGGGUCUUUAUUCCAACCACGUCCCGCACGCGCUCCGGUACCACAAGAAGCACCGCGAGUUCUACGUGGUGACGUCAGUCGGUCAAUGUUUCCACACGUACAACGUGAACAGGUUGGGCAUCGUGUCCGUCAGCAACAGCCUGUCCGAUGACAUCACCUGUCUGGCGGCAGACCGGAUGUUGGUGUUCGCCGCCACCGGACGGCUCAUCACCGCCUUCGCCCGCAACAAAGAGGUGGUGAUGUGUUACCAUGGACACAAACAGGAAGUGCGCCUACUGCUCCCUUUGGGCGAUCAGCUGAUCUCGGCCGACACUGGCGGAGAUGUCAUUGUGUGGGAUGUUCAGGAAGGGGACGUCUACCUGCGGCUGCAGUUCGACCCCGCUUCCUUUGACGUGUCGGCCAUGAUGCACCCCAGCACCUACCUGAACAAGGUGCUGCUGGGAAGCUCCCAGGGUGCAUUGCAGCUCUGGAACAUCAAGACCAGUAAACUGUUGUUCACGUUUCCCGGCUGGUCGGUCGGAGUCACAGUUCUGCAGCAGAGUCCCGCAGUGGACGUAGUUGGCGUCGGCACGGCAACGGGACGCAUCAUCAUUCACAACAUCCGAUUGGACGAGACACUAAUGAGCUUUACGCAGGACUGGGGACCAAUCAGCUCGCUCGCUUUCAGAACAGACGGUCCACCUGUCUUGGCGUCCGGCAGCCCUCAGGGCCACAUUGCAUUCUGGGACCUGGAACGCCGUCAGCUGGUCACGCAGCACAGACACGCCCACAGGACCGCCAUCGCCGCGGCAACCUUCCUGCACGGCGAGCCGCUGCUGAUCACGAACGGUGCCGACAACGCCAUCAAGGUGUGGAUAUUUGACCAGGAGGGGGGGGCCCCCAGGUUGUUAAGGAGUCGUCAGGGACACAGUGCCCCGCCGACCUCCAUCCAUCACCACGGCAACGAUGGAAAAAAUAUCCUCACUGCUGGUCAGGAUGGGACGCUGCAGUCUUUCUCCACCAUACACGAACGUUUCAAUAAGAACUUGGGUCACGGCUCCAUCAACAAGAAGAAAGAGCAGAAGAAGAAGAAGGGGUUGUCCUACGAGGAGCUGCGUCUUCCUGCUAUCACAGCGUUCUCCUCUGCUGCUGCUCGUCAGUCGGACUGGGACGGCAUUGUCGCGUGUCACCGUGGUUGCCUAGCGGCCACCACUUGGAACUACCAGCGGUGCACCAUGGGAGUUCACCACCUGACGCCUCCGGCCGCUCACAAGACUGACAUCGCCACGGCCGUUGACAUCACUACCUGUGGUAACUUUGCUUUGAUUGGCACGUCCUGCGGCCGCGUCGAUGUCUACAACCUGCAGUCCGGCCAGCACCGUGGUUGCUACGGCAACGAUGGGAAAGCUCACAGCGGGGCGGUGCGAGGCGUCGCCACAGACACCCUGAAUCAGCUGACACUCACCGCAGCCUCUGAUUGGCUGCUCAAGUUCUGGCGCUUCAAGAGCAGGAAACAGGAAGACCAGCUGAAGCUACAUGCUGCGCCAGCUAGCAUGAUGCUACACAGAGACAGCGGGAUGUUAGCAUUAGCGCUGGAUGACUUCACGCUGCUGGUGGUCGACAUAGAAACCAGACGGAUCGUCAGGAAGUUUGCCGGUCACCACGGCAACAUCAACGACAUGACGUUCAGCCCCGAUGGCCGCUGGCUGAUCACCGUGGCGAUGGACUGCACCAUUCGUACCUGGGAUCUCCCCUCUGGAUUUCUCGUCGAUUGCUUCCUGGUUGCCAUGGCGCCAGUGGGUGUGUCCCUUUCGCCGACGGGCGACUUCCUGGCGACGGCUCACGUUGACAGUCUGGGCGUUUACCUCUGGACCAAUAAGAGUCUCUGUGGGCCUGUUGGGCUCCGCCCCCUCCCAGCUGACUACCAACCAUCCGAGGUGACUCUGCCAGGGGUCACUGUGGACAAGUCGGAACAGGAAGUGACAUCAGAGGGGGUUGAUGAGGGGGUUGAUGAUGCGUACGAGUCAGCUGAACAGUUGGGGGCGGAGCUUGUGACUCUGUCGCUGCAGCCGGAGUCUCGAUGGAAAAGUCUGCUGCACCUGGACAUCAUCAAAAGGAGGAAUAAACCUGUAGCUCCGCCCGCUGCUCCGGCCGCUGCUCCGUUCUUCCUGCCAACACUUCCUGGUCUCACGCCUCGAUUUACGUUGCCCACAACAACCGAAAAGGAAACGCAGUCAAAGCUGGUGAGUUGGGGUUUGAUGUCUCAGAGGUCAGAGUUCAGUUCUGAUCUGGAAUCAGCUCUCGAUUCCGGUUCAUUUGAUCGCCCGGUGCGUCUCCUGAAGGAUUGUGGGCCGGCGGCGCUGUCUGUCGAGCUCACCUGCCUGUCAUCAGAGGGGGGCGGAGCCAGCAGCCUCCUGCUCGCCUUCAUUCACAUGAUUGAAAGCAUGUUGUCGAGUGGGCGGGACUUUGACCUGGCUCAAGGCUACCUGGCGCUGUUCCUGAAGCUGCAUCUCCGCUCGUUGUCAAAGGACCCUGUUGCCAUGGCGGCGUUGCUCCGCCUCUCCUCCCGGCUGGAAGCGGGGUGGGCGGGGCUACGUUCAUCAUUUGACCAAUCGCUGUGUCUGCUGUCGUAUACCAAGAGUGCCUUACUGUGAUGCACACACACCCGCACACACAUAUUGUGUUUUAUUAAAGAGUUGUUGAUUCGUC